This is a messenger RNA of Daldinia loculata, 812 nucleotides long. RefSeq lists its product as uncharacterized. The record is from RefSeq and is a predicted model, not a curated record. The coding region runs from base 12 to 470 and encodes 152 amino acids. Lineage: Eukaryota; Fungi; Ascomycota; Sordariomycetes; Xylariales; Hypoxylaceae. The transcript has a single exon.
AUCUAUUUCUUAUGUACUAUACUAAUAAUAUUGUGGAAGCGUUCACGGCGCGUGAGUUGCAGUAUGAUAGUGACUCCCUCCUCGCUCUGGCUGGCGUCCUAAACCACCUGCGUCGGACCGACGCCUGCCUUAAGCACGUCUGGGACAUCCCCUGGGAUCUUAACGAGAAGUAUAAUUAUGACCUUCAGGGCGGCUCCAUGUUGGCGUGCGACAUCUUCGCUACAGGACUCUGUUGGAGCCACGUCCAGAACUGUUGGGAUGACUCGGUGAAGCCUAGACGAAAGUCCACGUUCCCUAGCCAUAUGACUCCUACUUCCGUGCCCCCGUCCUGGACGUGGGCUGGGUGGGCUAGCCAGGUGGAGUGGAGAGGUCGCAGACCUAAUGGUGUAGACACACCCUAUAGUGAAGGGUUUAUGAAGUCCGUGAUACCAGAGCGUCACUUUUAUCUACAGGCAGGACCGACAUGGUAGUAUAUCCACGAUAAGCGCUGUAGCGGAAUCCGGCGAUCUAGGAGACAUGUUUCACUAUCCGAUUCUAUGCAUCAAAACUUGGGCGAUAUCUCCUCUCCCGACAAGAUCGACUUCCGAGGACCCUGGGGAUCGGGAGAAGGGAAAAUACACAAUUACCAUGUAGAUCAGGUGCGCUUAUCAGAGGGAGUAGAUUCCGAAGCCGAGCUAGCGAAAGAGCUGAAAAGAAAAGGGGCCGGUGGCGUUGUGUCGUGCUGGGAAAUCUUACAAUGGAUAUUGAUGAAGAUCAAGAUGAAGGGUGUUUUAGUGCCUUCCUACUAAUCCUCAGGAAGGAAAUAGACGAAG